Tarenaya hassleriana is the source of this 838-nucleotide messenger RNA. Its product is annotated as 60S ribosomal protein L11-1-like. The coding region runs from base 101 to 649 and encodes 182 amino acids. Gene Ontology annotation, biological process: translation. The transcript is spliced from 5 exons. Gene Ontology annotation, cellular component: cytosolic large ribosomal subunit; ribosome. NCBI's taxonomy places the organism in Eukaryota, Viridiplantae, Streptophyta, Magnoliopsida, Brassicales, Cleomaceae. The record is from RefSeq and is a predicted model, not a curated record. Gene Ontology annotation, molecular function: structural constituent of ribosome; RNA binding.
CCUAGCUUCCUUUCUCAUAUAUUUCUCACUUUCCGCUCUCGUUCCAGAGUUCGUCCGCCAUCCGCCCUUUUCCUCCAGCUCCUCGUAUCGAUCUUCUGAGAUGGCGUCGGAGAAGAAACUCUCGAACCCCAUGAGGGACAUUAAGGUUCAGAAGCUCGUCCUCAACAUCUCCGUCGGUGAGAGUGGUGAUCGCCUCACCCGUGCCGCCAAGGUCUUGGAACAACUCAGUGGUCAAACCCCUGUCUUCUCCAAGGCGAGGUACACUGUGAGGUCUUUUGGUAUCAGACGUAAUGAAAAGAUUGCGUGCUAUGUCACGGUGAGGGGGGAAAAAGCGAUGCAGCUCCUUGAGAGUGGUUUGAAAGUGAAGGAGUACGAGCUUCUGAGGAGGAAUUUCAGCGACACUGGUUGCUUCGGGUUCGGUAUUCAGGAGCAUAUUGAUCUUGGAAUCAAGUAUGACCCGUCGACCGGUAUCUAUGGUAUGGACUUCUACGUGGUUCUGGAACGGCCGGGAUACCGUGUGGCCCGUCGCCGCAGAUGCAAGGCCCGUGUCGGAAUUCAGCACAGAGUGACCAAGGAAGACGCCAUGAAGUGGUUCCAAGUCAAGUACGAAGGUGUUAUCCUCAACAAGUCUCAGAACAUCACUGGUUAAACCUUUUUUACCUCACAUUUUGUUUUGGUCUAGCUGUUGCUGGCUUUACCUUAGAAUUCUGGAUCUUAAGAAUUUCAUAUUGCAGUUCUUUUUUUUUUUACAUCAGUUGGUUGAAUCCUAUGAAUGCUUUAAAGUAUGAACAUGUUUUUGGAAUCUAAUGGUGCCAAAUCCCAAGAUUUCCAAGGUUUA